Messenger RNA from Cottoperca gobio, 6463 nucleotides. It is a transcript of the gene kdm4aa, whose product is annotated as lysine (K)-specific demethylase 4A, genome duplicate a. Gene Ontology annotation, biological process: chromatin remodeling; regulation of gene expression. The transcript has 22 exons. Gene Ontology annotation, cellular component: nucleus; chromatin. The record is from RefSeq and is a predicted model, not a curated record. NCBI's taxonomy places the organism in Eukaryota, Metazoa, Chordata, Actinopteri, Perciformes, Bovichtidae. Gene Ontology annotation, molecular function: histone H3K36 demethylase activity; histone H3K9 demethylase activity. Bases 143 to 3310 code for a protein of 1055 amino acids.
CAAACACACACUGAGCAUGCGUCACUGGAAUAAUGGAGGACGGUCUUUUCCACCCGGACUGAUGCUGUCUGUAUUUCUACUCUACUACCUGUGAUCUUAGGAAAAACAAUUCGUCUACAUUUCAGCGCGUUGUUAAGGUCAAAUGAACAAACCCAAGAUGACUACAGACAAGCCAGCCCAAAGCGUGGGCUCCAGGAUAAUGACGUUUACCCCCUCCAAAGAGGAGUUCAAGGACUUCAGCCGGUAUAUUGCCUAUAUGGAGUCACAAGGAGCGCACAAAGCUGGAAUGGCAAAAGUUAUUCCACCUAAAGGCUGGAAACCUAGAAGGACAUAUGAUGAUAUCGAUGACCUGGUGAUUCCUGCUCCCAUUCAGCAGGUAGUGACCGGCCAGUCCGGACUGUUCACACAGUACAACAUCCAGAAGAAGCCAAUGAAUGUCCACGAGUUCCGCAAGACUUCCAACAUGGACAAGUUCUGCAAUCCCCGAUAUGUGGAUUUUGACGAGCUGGAGAGGAAGUUUUGGAAGAACCUGACCUUCAACCCACCCCUUUAUGGGGCUGAUGUCAGCGGAACACUGUAUGAUCCAGAUGUGACUGAAUGGAACAUCGGCUGCCUCAACACCAUUCUGGACACUGUGGAGAACGAGAGCGGGAUCAAGAUCAAAGGAGUCAACACACCAUACCUCUAUUUUGGAAUGUGGAAAAGUGCCUUUGCGUGGCACACAGAGGACAUGGAUCUGUACAGCAUCAACUACCUGCACUUUGGAGAGCCAAAGUCCUGGUAUGUUGUCCCACCAGAGCAUGGAAAAAGACUGGAACGACUUGCCAAGGGUUUCUUUCCAGGGAAUGCUCAGAGCUGUGAAGCCUUCCUGCGCCACAAGAUGACUUUAAUUUCACCCUCAAUCCUGAAGAAAUAUGGCAUACCAUUUGAGAAGGUCACUCAGGAGGCUGGGCAGUUUAUUGUGACAUUCCCAUUUGGUUAUCAUGCUGGUUUCAACCAUGGCUUCAACUGUGCAGAGUCCACCAACUUUGCCACCCAGCGAUGGAUUGAUUACGGCAAACAGGCGACACUGUGUUCGUGCCGUCAGGACAUGGUGAAGAUCUCCAUGGAUGUGUUUGUACGCAAAUUUCAGCCUGACCGUUACAAGCUGUGGAAGGCAGGCAAAGACAAUACUACCAUCGACCACUCCAAACCCACUCCAGAGGCUGCUGAGUUUCUGAAAGAAGACAAGAGAGAACUUUCAAAAGAGGCUCUCAGUGAAGCUGGAUCUGAGGAGCCCACGACUCCUGUCCAGGAGGACAAAAGUAUAAAGCCUCAGACUGGGACAAAGCGUCAGCUGGAAGCUAUUGAAGCCUCUGAAGACAUCAAACCUGAGCUGACCGUGGAGGAGACUGAGGAGGUGGAGCCAAAGAAGGCAAAACUAUCAUGCAAGGAGUCUUCAACUAAAGUCCCUGUCAAGCCAGAUAAAGACACAGUGAAAGUCAAGACGGAGCCUAAGAAGGAGAAAGACACCAAGCCUCAGACUAAAUCUCAGUCCAAAGCCAGCGCAAAAAAAAAAUCAAACAGACAAAGCAUGUCGAAGAAAGAAAAGAACGGUGUGUCCUCUGCAGACGCCUGUCCUCCAGACCAUGUUGAGAGCCAGGUGGCGGCUCUGUGCUCUGAGGAGGAGCCUCAGCUGGGGAGCAGCUGCAGCCCGGCACACAAAGUGUUUCAGAGGACGCUGAGCCCCGCAGACGUCCUGCAUGUACACAGCUAUGCCAAAGGAGACUACGGAGAGGGAGAAGCCCUGCCCAAGGAGGAGAAGAUGAGUGAGGACAGUGACGAUGAGAUGGAGAAGGACAACAGACAUGUUAGCAAAGCACAGGGGGCAGAAGAGGUGGCUGGAGAUGGAGAGUCAGAGAGUGAUCUGGGACAGCUGCCAGGCCACCAUCCGCUCAUAAAGGACGGCAUGAGUGAUGAAGAGGCUCCAGAGGAGGCGCCCCCAGUGGAGGAGGGGGGUCUGGAAGGGGAGAGCUGGGCUAAACCUCUGGCUCACCUGUGGCAGAGCAGACCUCCCAACCUAAAGAAAGAGAAGGAGUACAACCAGCGCAUGGAAUCCAAACCUCCAUAUUGCUCCAUUUGCACGCUGUUCUACACAUACCAGCAGGUAACUGAAUGUGCCAACAGUGUGGACAGUCCUGUCCUGGUGGCUGGUGGACAGAUGCGGACCAAACCUCUGAUCCCAGAGAUGUGUUUCACCACCACCACAGAGGAGGACUCUGAGUGUGAGGAGCCGCCCGUCACACCACAUCUAGAAGAAGAUGGAACCAGCCUCCUCAUCAGCUGCUCUCAGUGCAGCAUCCGGGUUCACACCAGCUGUUACGGUGUGGAUCCAGCCAGUGUGAGCAAGGAGUGGAAAUGUGCGCGCUGCAAGGCCAACGCCAUGACUGAGAAUUGCUGUUUGUGUUCGCUGAGAGGCGGAGCCUUGCAGAAAGCCAACAACAACAAGUGGGUACAUGUGCUGUGUGCAGUGGCUGUGCUGGAGGCCCGCUUUGUCAACAUCACUGAAAGAAGUCCUGUGGACUUAAGUGGAAUCCCUUUGCAGAGAUUUAAACUGAAAUGUUACUACUGUAAGAAGCGGAUGAAGAAGGCGUCUGGCUGCUGCGUGCAGUGCUCUCAUGGCCGCUGUCCCACUGCCUACCACCCCACCUGUGCCCAGGCUGCUGGAGUACUCAUGCAGCCGGAUGAAUGGCCCUUUGUAGUCCAUGUUACCUGCUGUCGACACAAAGGCCCAACUCAGAUUGAGCGCAAUAAAGCAGCCAUGCAUGAGCUGACUGUGGGACAGAAGGUGAUAUGCAAGCACAAGAAUGGCCGCUACUACCAGUGUGACGUGGUGCAGCUGUCCAAAGAGACGUUUUACGAAGUCAACUUUGAUGAUGGUUCCUUCAGUGACAACCUCUUCCCCGAAGACAUCGUGAGCCGGGACUGUGCUCAGCUUGGCCCCCCCCCCGGUGGUGAGGUGGUGCAGGUGCGAUGGACAGACGGCCUGGUGUAUGGGGCCAAAUUUGUGGCAGCGCAUGCCAUCCACAUGUACCUGGUUGAAUUUGAGGAUGGCUCGCAGCUCACAGCGAAGAGAGACGAUGUCUACGCUCUGGAUGAGGAACUCCCAAAGAGAGUCAAAUCCAGACUGUCUAAAGCGUCAGACAUGAGAUUUGACGGCAUCUUUGAAGAGAAGGAGAUCAUCAAGGAAUCAAAGAGACAGAGAGUGAUCAACUCUCGUUACAGAGGGGACUACAUAGAGCCUGUGAUUUACAGAGCCAUCAUGGAGUAACGCUCCUGUCUGCUCACGCAUACACCAGCACCACUGACAGACUGAACUAUACCUUAACUCAGCAGCUAGCCACUGAGAGUGUAGCUCCAGAUGACUUCCUUCAGGACUCACUUUGGACUGUUCUCCAUUUUUUACUUCUUAUUGAUCGUUCAUUCAAUAAGAAAUAUAUUUGCUUUGUUUGAAUGCGAUUAAAGAAAGGGCAGUAUUUUUUAUUUCCGUUUUUCCAUAGGACUCCACACACAAUGCAGUAGGCUGACGUGCAGCUGGCAGUACAUAGAAGUAGAAAGCAAUACAAAAAUGGCAUUUGUUCAUUAAAGUAGCAUUUAGACAGUAAGGCACCUUUUAAGAAGACAAUGCUGGAGGUAAACUUUAAUCUACAGUAAUGCUAAAUUCAUUUCAAACAUUUCAAUUGACUUUGCCCAAUUACAGUUAGUUUAAGUUUAAAGGUUAAUAUCAGUGUGAUUUUAUUUCAGUUCUGCUGCCAUAAAUAAUAAAUGGAGCCUGAAAGGUAUCAUGGGUAAAGGUUUUGAUGAGGUAAAUGACUAAGUCGUGUCCUCAAAUAGCUGAAUGAAUUCGUUAAAAUGAACAGUCUAAUUGCAAUUAUUCCUUUAGUUAAUGCCCACACACAUACACACACACGCACUAAUAACUGAUUUUUUUGGCCAAAUUAUUAAUUUAUGUAUGUAUGUAGGUAUGAUUUCCUAAAUUGUUUGCUAGAAUUAUUCAAAUUGUUUUGGGCUGCAACUAACAAUUACUUUCAUUAUCAAAUAAUGCUACUUAUUUUAUCAACUUGUGUCAGAAAUGAGGCUCAACACAAUUCCCCUGAGCUGAGCAUUAUUAUUCAGUUUAGAGUAAUAUAAGUUUCAUAUUUGAGAAGCUGGAACCAGUCAAUAAAUAAAUCCUGUUAGUUAUGUUCUGUUGAUUGCUUGAUGGACUUACUGUUCCAGCUCUAAAGAUGUUACUGAUAUUGCCCAGCUCCAUGUUUUGAAAAGGCCCAGCUAGAGUUCUGCCAUGCUAAUUUGAUUGAACACAACUUUAUUUCAGAAUAUGCACCAUGUGAACAUAAUAUAAAUUAAAAUAAUAUAACUAAUAAUAUCUACACCCUGUCUCUUUUGCUGUGUCUGCUCCCAAUGGAUAUUGUGUAUCUACUUGAAACACAUGGACAUAGAUUAUUUACUUAGUCAGAGCAAGACAUUUCUCAACAAGUUAAGCUGAUGCAACCAAACCAACACAAUGGCAAACAAGUCCUGUAUCCAACACAAAAGGUUCCAAAUGUGUCAGUGAGCCGAGCGCUACACUGCGCUCAUCAAUGAAUCCUCAGCUCCAUUUACUGGCUGAAAACCUCAUUAGCUUUACGAACCUCUGGAGUCCACAUCAUUGAAGCAUGAGUUGAUCAUGUCAGACCACCGUCUUUGGAAUCCAUCGACAUGGUUAGACUCUUUAAGGGCAUGAAUCCGAAAACAAAAUUGUACUGAAAUUAUCUUAUAGUUAUAGAAAUACUUCACCCAAAUGUUUGUAUCAGUUCACUACUUGCCUCUGGUGGCCUGGAGUGAUGCACAGAAUGUUUGUACCUACGAUCCUUCAUGACAGUGGCAGCCGUUUCAUGGAACAAUGAAUUUACAGGUAGAUACUUUUUAACCACAAAUAAGAGUGUACUGAUACCAAAUCAAUACUUUUUCCAAUACCCUACAUUGAUAAAUUGUUUAAGAUUUUUUUAAUUUUAAAGAUUUGUGCGAGGAAACCAAAGAAGACAAAGUUCUUAAAUGUUGCAGAAAAACAACUAGAUUUAGCUCAUUUUGCCUGAAAUUGGUUCAAAUUUAAAUUCACUCGCAGCUUCAGACACAUUUUGUUCUGUACCAAAAGGUUUGAGUAUCGUCUGCAUUUUGAAGUGGAUCUCAAUAUUUGAAAGUUUAAAAAAGAAAACGUUAGCAUACUGCAUUUUUGAACAAACAUUUGUGAUGGGUAUGUGUUGAGCCUGGCAUUCAGUCGUGACAGAAUAAGUCCCUCUUGCAAGCUCUUCUCUGGGCUUUCAACUGCAAUUUGAAGCUCUUAAAAGCUCACGUGUGGCCCUUGAGUUUAGAUUAUUCUGUUAUAAAUAACCAAAAUAAGUAUUGAACAGACUUUAGGUUUUACAGUACAGUGUGAAGGUUUAAUACGCAAUUUUGGACAUAUUAAGCACACAAGUGGAAUGCUACAAACUUGGCUUUUGCAAUUCAGCAACAUUUGUACUGAAGUUUUUCAAAUUGUUGUUUGAAAGGAUCUCCCCACAACUUCAGAAACUGCUCUCACAUGAGCACUCCAGAUGGAAUGGUUGUUACGAACUGAUACAGAGAUAAUAAUAUAUGGAUGAAGUCUUUAAAUGCCAUUGAAUCCACUGAUAAUGCCUUUUUAACUAUAACUAUGAACUGCAUUCCUUUAGUGAAUAGUGAAUAUCUCUUGUUUUACAAGCCUAUUUAUUAAGGUGCUUUGAGAAAGUAACCUGCGUUACAGAGUUUGCAGUAGUACUGCGGAGGUUGAGGUUAAUGAUGUACGCUCUAUUUUUUUCUACAGUAUAUACAUGAAUUUUAAAGAACCUGUUCAGAUUUGUAAUGCGUUUGUCUACCAAAUUGUUUCCUCACUCUUCUACUGAAAGUUGUGCAUUGCACUUUUAUUUAAGUCCAGUUUGCAGAGACAUUUGAAUAGUUGUGUGCUGCCAAUGCUUAUUUGUUAAAAAUCUGUUUUAGAAUGUUAAUUGCACAUUUAUAAAAUGUCUCCCUCUUGGCCAAGCUCAAGCCAGUGAACUUGUUCUUGUUGUGGAGUCAGCCUACAGUACAGACAGAGGAAUGUUAGUUUCCUAGUUAGAUGUUGCCAAUUCAAAGACCCUGCUUUCAUCAGUCCAAGUGGAUAAUUUUUUUAUUUCAAGAAAAGUAUUAUCCGAGUUGAUAGAGGGGAUCUCCUUUUCUAUUUUAUUGCAAUGUUUGGUAAAACAUGUUCUAUGUGUAUUUUCACAGAAACCUUUUGAAGUGUAAAUGUCAUGCAGUUUAUUUUAAGAAGUUACUCGUUGACACAGGAGAUGAGCAUUUAUCUGCAUUUCUUGUAUAACUGAAUUUACAGAUUUUUAUUCAAACUAUUUGUAAAUUUCAUUGUUUGUUUCAGUAAAGACAUUUUUUCAGG